Molecule: messenger RNA, 606 nt
Organism: Acanthosepion pharaonis
Lineage: Eukaryota; Metazoa; Mollusca; Cephalopoda; Sepiida; Sepiidae
Source: the annotation of a GenBank genome assembly
AUGCCAGGUCGAGGGCAGCUGAAACAAUCCAGGGACAAUGCUGCAACAGCUAAGUUAAGGGAGUCGAGAGGGCUGCAGCGGGCAACCCCAAUACCCGCAAUGCUGCAGCGAUUUCUGCUACCAGAAACACCGAGGGCACACAGACAAGUGCAGACAGACUUUCAAGGGCUGCUACAAACAUGGUCGCUGUGCGCUUAUCUCAAACUACCCAAGCUCGCCGCAUACGCCUCGACGGAGACAUUCAGCGCCUUCCGGCCGCCCGUGGAUCUACCUGUCCAAGUAGCUCAUUUUGGUCUUUUUUGCAUUUCAAUUAGGACCCCGACUACAACCUACAGGCCGAAACCCGGAUUGGUAUUUUGCUGCUGUCGGGACGUCAUAGUACUACAUCAGGUCAUGCUUUACGAGCUUAACAGCUACAUUCGCAGUUUCAAAUAUGCAUUGGAAAAUGCUCCCUUUCUUUCCUUCAGCCUUGUAAUUGACGCCGACAAACGGCCUCAUGAUGAACAAGAACGCUGCUACAAUGCGCCUGCGUGCAAUGAAGUGGCCGUUAUUAUAUAUGGGGACCAAGACCGCACGCAGGAUUUCAGAGACCCAUCGAUCAUAUGA